AUGGAGAAACCAUGGAAAUGUGGGGACUGUGGGAAGGGAUUCGUAUACCAGUCGCAGCUGGAAACUCAUCGACGCACUCACACUGGGGAGAGACCAUUCCCCUGCUCCUUGUGUGGGAAGGGAUUCACUCGGUCAUCUGACCUUCUGAGACACCAACUCACUCACACUGAGGAGAGGCCGUUCACCUGCUCCAUGUGUGGGAAGGGAUUCAUUAAUUCAUCAGAUCUUCGGACACACCAGCGAGUUCACACUGGAGAGAGGCCGUUCACCUGCUCCGCCUGUGGGAAGGGAUACACUCAGUCAGCCCACCUGUUGGCCCACCAGAGAGUUCACACUGGGGAGAGGCCAUUCACCUGCUCUGAGUGUGGGAAGGGAUUCUCUCGGUCAUCCCACCUCACUGCACACCAACUCGUUCACACGGAUAAGAAACCUUUCAAAUGUUCUGACUGUGAGAAGAGCUUUAAACGCAGGUACCAGUUGCUGACACACCAACACAUUCACACUGGGGAGAGGCCGUUCACCUGCUCCGAAUGUGGGAAGGGAUUCAUUCAUUCAUCUGACUUUCUGAUACACCAGCGAAUUCACACCGGGGAGAAGCCGUUCACCUGCUCUAUGUGUGGGAAGAAAUUCUCCCGAUUAUCCCGCCUCACUGCACACCAACUUGUUCACACUAAUCAGAGACCUUUUAAAUGUUCUGACUGUGAGAAGAGCUUUAAAAGCAGGCGUGAAUUGCUAGCGCACCAACGUACACACACUGGGGAGAGACCGUUCACCUGCUCCGAGUGUGGGAAGGGAUUCGUCCAUUCAUCCAACCUGCUGAGACACCAACGAGUUCACACUGGGGAGAGGCCGUUUACCUGCUCCGAGUGUGGGAAAGGAUUCACUCAGUCAUCCCACCUGGUGAGACACCAGCGAGUUCACAAGUGACUGCAGGGGUUGGAUUCUGCUGCUAUUGCUGCUGUUAAUCAUGCCCAGAAUUGAACCAUAUUUAUUCUGAAAGUUAGUGUUUCUUUCUGCCGAUGUUAAUAAUUGAACU
Carcharodon carcharias (great white shark) is the source of this 1036-nucleotide messenger RNA. RefSeq names its product zinc finger protein 2-like. The transcript has a single exon. The record is from RefSeq and is a predicted model, not a curated record. Lineage: Eukaryota; Metazoa; Chordata; Chondrichthyes; Lamniformes; Lamnidae. Gene Ontology annotation, biological process: regulation of transcription by RNA polymerase II. Gene Ontology annotation, molecular function: RNA polymerase II cis-regulatory region sequence-specific DNA binding; DNA-binding transcription factor activity. Bases 1 to 927 code for a protein of 308 amino acids.